This is a messenger RNA of Rotaria sp. Silwood2, 1911 nucleotides long. The record is from the annotation of a GenBank genome assembly. NCBI's taxonomy places the organism in Eukaryota, Metazoa, Rotifera, Eurotatoria, Philodinida, Philodinidae.
AUGGAUCAAACUAACAUUGAAGGACAAUCAUUGAAUACAGCCACAUCAUUUCAAUGCAGAAAUGAUUUAUUAUCGAAAUCAAUGAAUUUUACACGAACUCGAAAUUUAGAUACACAUUUUCUAAUAUGGUUAGAUACUUCAUUGUAUGCUCAAGAAAUGUAUAUAAAACUUCGAUCCAUCAUUGAUCAUGUACUUCUACUAGAUAAUAUCGAUUUAUGUAUAAAACAAUUAACAGAUAAUAAAGAACAAGUAUUUUUGAUUGUAUCCAGUCAAUACGUAGAAAAAUUCAUUCCUAAUAUCCAUAAUAUAUCACAACUGAAUUCAAUUUUUAUUUUCGAUCAACAAAAAACAAAAUUAGAACUACAAGUAACACAAUAUUCAAAGAUUCAAGGAAUUUAUAAUGAUAUCGAACCUUUAGAAAUAGAUUUAAAAAAUAGUGUAAAUAAUUUUAUCAAAUAUGAACGAAUGAUACCAGAAUUAUUUAAUACAAACAAUCAACCAUUUACUAUGAAUACAUUACGUAAUGGUCUAUGGUUUAUUAAAUUUCUAUAUGUUUUAAUUCAUCAAAAAGCACCUUCUGAUAGUAAAGACUAUUUUUUCAAUUUUUUUAGUUUCUAUUUCAAAGGAAACACAAAUUCAGAACAACAAUUAGAAGAAUUUAUUCAAACAUAUGAAUCAUCAAAGGCUGUGUUUUGGUAUACAAAAGAUACAUUUAUUUAUCGUAUACUUAAUCAAGCAUUACGAGAACGAAACAUUCAAAUUAUUUGUGCAUAUCAUUUUUUCAUUCGUGAUUUAUAUGAACAUAUUGCAAAACUUCAUCAGCUAUUUAAUGAAAGAGAUUCAUCAUUGAAUGUUUAUCGUGGGCAAAUGAUGAAAAAGCUAGAAAUUGAACGAAUAAAAGAAACAUAUAAUUUAGAUCUUAGAAUAUCAAUAAAUUCUUUAAUAUCAACUUCAUUGGAUAGAGAUGUUGCUUUAUUUUAUAUUACUGGAUUUAAACCUAAAGAUGAUUAUCAUGGAGUUCUAUUUGAAAUUGAAUGUAAAUCAAAUAUAAAAUGUCACCCAUUUGCUAAAAUAAGUAGUGAAAGUAAUUUUGUAGAAGAAUAUGAGGUUUUAUUUAUGCCGGGUACUGCUUUCGCUGUUAAUUCAAUUGAACUAGAUCAAACAAUUGAAUUAUAUAUCAUAAAAUUAAGAUUAUGUAAUGAUCAAGAAAUACAAAAAGGUUUCUAUAAGAUGGAUAUGUUUAAUGGUGAUUGUGAAACUGUUCGAAAAUUGUUCAAAGACAUGGCCACAAGUACUCUAGUACGUGAGAUUCCUGAUUUGGAUCAACUCUAUUAUCAUAUGAUAAAAUUAUUUUCCCAUGAAUGCAUUGAUAUUGAUUAUUUCAAAGCUUUAGGUUCAAAAAAUUUUGACAAAAAAAAUUUUCAAACAUCGCUUGAUUAUUAUAAAAGAAGUUUAGCUUUAACACAAAAUGUUCUUUCAUCGGAACAUAGAGAUAUCACUGAAUUAUAUUAUUCUAUUGCAGAAUCAUACUAUCAAUUAAAAGAUUAUAAUUCAGCUAUUGAUUUUUAUCUUAAAGGAAUUACAUUUAAUUUAUUGUCUACACCACAUUCUAUACUAACUCAUUUACAUUUGGGAUAUUCAUAUUUAUCACGGCAAGAUUGGAAUAAUCAAAAUGAUAGAUUAUCAGCUAAAUAUCAUCUACAAAUGGCAUUAGAUAUUGAUUCCAGAAAUGAAAUGCUUGGUGAUUCGAAUAUCUUGGAUAUUUGUAAAGCAUUGGCUAAUAUUCAUGAAUAUGAAAACGAUUUUGAUUCAGCUAUUAGUUUUUACUUUCGUGCGCUCGAAAUUUGUCAAAAAAAUGAAUGGAUUGAUGAAUUGGAUGAAAUUAAAGAAUCUAUUGAGGCAAUACAAUAA